Molecule: messenger RNA, 228 nt
Organism: Trichechus manatus latirostris (Florida manatee)
Lineage: Eukaryota; Metazoa; Chordata; Mammalia; Sirenia; Trichechidae
Gene: SPAAR
Product: small regulatory polypeptide of amino acid response
Exons: 1
Coding region: 1-228 (75 amino acids)
Source: RefSeq, a predicted model, not a curated record
AUGGAAACUGCAGUGAUUGGGGUGGUGGCAGUGCUGUUUGUGGUCACCGUGGCCAUCACCUGCAUCCUCUGCUGCUUCAGCUGUGACCCAGAAACCCAGGAUCCUCAGGGAGGCCCUGGCCCCAGCUUCACGGUAGCCACAUUUCACCAAGAGGCAUCCCUCUUCACAGGGCCAGGCCACCAUACCCAGCUGGCAGCUGGAGCCCGGGACUUCUGGACCUUCAUGUGA